Messenger RNA from Geodia barretti, 465 nucleotides. NCBI's taxonomy places the organism in Eukaryota, Metazoa, Porifera, Demospongiae, Tetractinellida, Geodiidae. The record is from the annotation of a GenBank genome assembly.
AUGUUAAUGGAAAUUCGAGUCAACAAUAUUUGUGUUGGACUCACAUUUGAGUCCCAGGUUCCAGGUAAACCACGUGUUGGACUCACAUUUGAGUCCCAGGUUCCAGAUAAGCCACGUGGUGGACUCACAUUUGAGUCCAAGGUUCCAGAUAAGCCACGUGUUGGACUCACAUUUGAGUCCCAGGUUCCAGAUAAGCCACGUGUUGGACUCACAUUUGAGUCCCAGGUUCCAGAUAAGCCACGUGUUGGACUCACGUUUGACUCACGUUUGAGACCAAGGUUCAGGAGAGGAGAAGGAGCCGAAGGAAGCUCUACUACUGAACAAAAGGAGGAGCAAGUCACCCCCAGCUCCAAAGAAGCUAAGAGUACUCCAAAGAAGAAGAAAAAGCUUGAACCUGAUGCAAAGAGACUGAAGCUAGGUGUGGAGGGUUCAUCUGACUCAGAGGUUAUAUUUGUGGAUACUUAA